GUCAUCUAGGUGGCCGCCACCCUCGCCUCGCAGGCACACGCACACACGCUCGGGUGGGAGAGGAGCUGCCAGCUCAGCCCGGUGGCCUGGGAUGAGGUGGUAGAAGUCGCCGGGGAGCGAGGGCCCGGGCCGGCCCACAGGAACACCGGCCAUGGUAUCUCUGGGGCUGCAGCUGGUGGGCUACGCCAUGGGGCUGGUCGGGCUGCUGGGCACCGUGAUAGCCAUGCUGCUGCCCAACUGGAGGACCAGCUCCUACAUCGGGGCCAGCAUCGUGACGGCCGUGGGCUACUCCAAGGGACUGUGGAUGGAGUGUGCCACCCACAGCACGGGCAUCACCCAGUGCGAUAUCUACAGCACCCUACUGGGCCUGCCUGCCGACGUCCAGGCGGCCCAGGCCCUGAUGGUCACCUCCAGCGCCAUCUCCUCCCUGGCCUGCCUCGUCUCUGUGGCGGGCUUGCGUUGCACGGUCUUCUCCCAGGAUUCCCCGGCCAAGGACUGGGUGGCCGUGGCCGGGGGGGCGCUCUUCUUUCUCGGGGGGCUCCUGGGUUUCAUCCCCGUCACCUGGAACCUCCACAGCAUCCUCAGGGACUUCUACUCACCGCUGGUGCCCGAGAGCCUGAAGUACGAGAUUGGGGAGGCGCUGUACCUGGGCAUCAUCGCCUCGCUGCUCUCCAUGGGGGGCGGUGCCAUCCUGUGCUGCUCCUGUCCAUCCCUGAGGGGUCACGCCGUCGCCUACCACAGAGCGGGCCAGGCCCAGUCAGCGCGUACCCGGAGCUCACUGCGCCCCAGCCAGGCCCCGAAGCCCAAAGGUGAAUUCAAUUCCUACAGCCUCACGGGCUACGUCUGAGGAAGGGCGGCCUCGACCGGGGAGAGGGCAGGGUCCCGGGCUCCAUCCGGGUUGCUGCCUCCUUUACCCCCCCGACCCCGCAGCAGACAGACAGUGUCGCUGGAGAGGGAAAGGUGUGUCAGUACACCGGCCAGCCGGUCUCCAGCAACACUUCAGGAAGGACUGACCAGCUGGACUUUCCUGGUUGGCCGCCCACUUCGCCCAGCCGGAUCCCUGUUGCUGCCUCAGCCUGCAGCCCACCGGGCCCUUGAGGAGGCUUCUCCCAUGCUGGGGUGGUCUUCUCUGGCCCGUCGUGGGGACGGGCCAGGCGGCCCUGGGCCGGGACCACAUGGCUAGGAACUCCGGGACAGGGGCGGUGCCUGCCUGCUUCAGAAUGAAGUUUGCAGCCUGGCUCACCCUCCGCGGGCAGCCGGCCAGAGGGCAAGGACAGAGGGUGAAGCCUUGAGCGGGGCAACUGGCCCCUGGCCACGACCAGCCCUCGGGCACUGGAGCUUGCAGACGCAUGGGCCCGGGAACCAGGGUGUGUAUGCAAGGAGGUGGGGUGGGGGGAGUGUAGGGGGACACGAUUGAAGGAACAGAUCGGGGCUGGGGAGUGGGAGGCCUGGGGUUGGGGGUGGCGGAGAAGAGGAGCAAGUGUGCAGAUGUGAAUAAGGAGGGGGUGGAGGGUCUCAGGUCUGGGAAACUUUCCUUAAGAAUUUCUGGCAGGAAGAACCAGCACUCUGGAGGAGCGAAGCAGACAGGCAUCGGGGCAGCAAGCAGAGAGACCGGUCGUAGUUACUUCUCUAGAAAGGCGUAAUCUCAUCUUGGCCUUUCCUCUCCCCGGCCUGGGCCAUGAACUUACUCUAUUGUCCUCUGCCAAGCGUUUAGUAGUGCCCUGCAAACAGUAAGCACUCAAUAAAUACUUUUACUGAUUGAUUGAUUGAUUGAUUGAUGAGCUUUGGUCUGGGCCAGGAGCCUUGUCCCUUCUUUGGCCGCGGGCCCUCCUGCAGGCAUGUCUCAACCCUCAUCUGCCCUGUUCAUGGCACUGCCUGCAGGGCUGCAGGGCCCUGGGGGAGUCCCAAAAGAGCUCUGGGGGAGCUCUGGGGUGCUCUGCAUAAGCCCCAAGGCCCUGGCAAUUCCCGCCAGAUCAGGGAACAUGAGAGAAAACCGGUUUUUAGAAAGAUAUCAUCCUGCUGUGGAGGCACUGCAUGGGUGUCAGGGCGGCAGAGACCCCUGGAGGCAAUAAAAUACCUGUCAAACA
Ornithorhynchus anatinus (platypus) is the source of this 2087-nucleotide messenger RNA. It is a transcript of the gene CLDN2, whose product is annotated as claudin 2. Gene Ontology annotation, molecular function: structural molecule activity. The transcript has a single exon. The record is from RefSeq and is a predicted model, not a curated record. Lineage: Eukaryota; Metazoa; Chordata; Mammalia; Monotremata; Ornithorhynchidae. Gene Ontology annotation, biological process: bicellular tight junction assembly; calcium-independent cell-cell adhesion. Bases 152 to 847 code for a protein of 231 amino acids. Gene Ontology annotation, cellular component: plasma membrane; bicellular tight junction.